AGGUGUGUUGAGAUUAGAUUUGAGUGUGAUGAUUGAUUUAGUGUGAUUAAAGCCGUGUUUGUGCUGUGUGACUGUAUAAACAGUGAGACUCCUGAAACCCUGCAGCUGAGACUCCAACAUGGCCGCCCUCUGCUCUCCACUGCGGAUAUGUCGGGGCAUUCUCAAAGAGCUCCGCUAUUUAAAAGGUCCUGAAUAUAAAGACACGAUGAUGUACAGUUAUGUGAUGGAACAAUUCCGGAAGAAUCAGGUGACCAGUGAGCGUCACUGUCGUGCUCAGAGGGAGGCGGUCCACACGUCCCACUCGUACCUGUGUCUGUUAGAGUCGACACGGCGUCACCUGGAGCUGCAUAAUCAGUACCAUGGGAAAGGAGAGCGCCCCUCGGAGGAAGUGGCCCGCCUCGUCGGAUUGCGCUUGCCCACACAGCCCGGUGGAAAGGGCUGGGAGAAGUGAGGGACCGUGUGAAGGAGGGAGAGCGGGUGGAGGACUCGCUGUUAAUCAGACUUCCUCUAAAUCUGCAGUGUGUUCAUUCUCAGUGUGUGUGUGUGUGUGUGUGUGUGUGUGGACUUUUUGUCUUCAAAUAAAUAAAGUUUAUUCAGAUACCUUAGUGUUAAUUGUAAAUCAGCACAUGAAUGUAAAUAAAUAUUCAUUUUGCCACA
Hemibagrus wyckioides is the source of this 657-nucleotide messenger RNA. It is a transcript of the gene fmc1, whose product is annotated as formation of mitochondrial complex V assembly factor 1 homolog. NCBI's taxonomy places the organism in Eukaryota, Metazoa, Chordata, Actinopteri, Siluriformes, Bagridae. Gene Ontology annotation, cellular component: mitochondrion. The transcript has 2 exons. The coding region runs from base 119 to 451 and encodes 110 amino acids. The record is from RefSeq and is a predicted model, not a curated record.